AACUUAGAACUGCACUGCUCCCUAAGAGUCUGUGCAGGCCUCCCCAAGAUGAAGCUACCAGGCCAGGAGGAGUUUGAGGUCUCCAGUGCUUGUGAAAAUGUGCCCACAGGAGAGCUGGACAAUGGCACUGGCUCUGGCCCCAGCCCUGACAGCCCCUCUGACAUAGACAGAGGGGAGCUGGGGGUGCCCAAGGACCCUCUGCUCUUCAUUCAGCUGAAUGAGCUUCUGGGCUGGCCCCAGGCCCUGGAGUGGAGAGAGACUGGCAGGUGGGUGCUGUUUGAGGAGAAGCUGGAGGUGGGUGCAGGCCGGUGGAGUGUUCCUCACGUGCCCACACUGGCACUGCCCAGCCUUCAGAAGCUCCGCAGCCUACUUGCCGAGGGCCUUGUGCUGCUGGACUGUCCAGCUCAGAGCUUCCUGGAGCUCGUGGAACAGGUGACCAGAGUGGACUCGCUGAGCCCAGAGCUGAGAGGGCAGCUGCAGGCCUUGUUGCUGCAGAGACCCCAGCACCUCAUCCAGCCCACAGGCACCAGGCCCUGCCAGGGGUCUGCCCAUCCAAGAGAGGCUUCUCACAGUGAGGAAGCCCCACUGAAGGAACAGCGUCAGAACCCCCUGAGAAGGAAGCUGCCUCCAGGGGCUGAGGCCGGGGCUGUGCUGGCAGGAGAGUUGGGUUUUCUGGGGCAGCCCCUGGGGGCCUUUGUGCGACUGCGGGAUCCAGUGGUGCUGGGACCCCUCACUGAGGUUCCUCUCCCCAGCAGAUUUUUCUGCCUCCUCCUUGGUCCUUCUACACUGGGAAAGGGCUACCAUGAGAUGGGCCGAGCAAUGGCCAUCCUCCUCAGUGACCCGCAAUUCCAGUGGUCAGUUCGUCGGGCCAGCAACCUUCACGACCUUCUGGCAGCCUUGGAUGCCUUCCUAGAGGAGGUGACAGUGCUCCCUCCAGGUCGGUGGGACCCGACAGCCCGGAUUGCCCCACCUAAAUGUCUGCCUUCCCAGCACAAAAGGAUCCUCUCACAACUGAAGGAGGUCCAGGGCCCCUCUGCCCGGCAUGGGGCCCUGGCUGAGGACAGGUAUGGCCACCAGCCACAGCUGCACAGCCCAGAGUUACAGCGGACAGGCAGGCUUUUUGGGGGCCUCAUCCAGGAUGUGCGCCGGAAGGCCUCAUGGUACCCCAGCGACUUCUUGGACGCGCUACAUCCCCAGUGCUUCUCAGCUGUGCUCUACAUUUACUUGGCCACUGUCACUAAUGCCAUCACUUUUGGGGGAAUGCUGGGGGAAGCCACCAGUGGUGCUCAGGGGGUGCUGGAAAGUUUCCUGGGCACUGCGGUGGCUGGAGCUGCCUUUUGCCUGAUGGCUGGCCAGCCCCUCACCAUCCUCAGCAGCACGGGGCCAGUGCUGGUCUUUGAGCGCCUGCUCUUCUCCUUCAGUAGAGAUUACAACCUGGACUACCUACCUUUCCGCCUGUGGGUGGGCAUUUGGGUGGCCACAUUUUGCCUGGCACUGGUGGCCACAGAGGCCAGCGUGCUGGUACGCUACUUCACCCGCUUCACCGAAGAAGGCUUCUGUGCCCUCAUCAGCCUCAUCUUCAUCUACGAUGCUGUGGGCAAAAUGCUGAGCUUGACCAGUGCCUAUCCCAUCCAGCGCCCUGGGUAUCCUGCCUAUGGCUGCUUUUGCCAGUACCCAGACCUGGGAGGAAAUGAGUCUCAGUGGAUGAGGACAGAGCCAAAAGACAGAGAUGACAUCUCAAGUCUGGACCUAGGCUUGGUCAAUGCCUCCUUGCUGCCCCCACCUGAGUGUGCCCGGCGGGGAGGCCGCCCUCGUGGCCCCAGCUGUCAUGCAGUCCCAGACAUCGCCUUCUUCUCCCUCCUCCUCUUUCUUACCUCCUUCCUCUUGGCCAUGGCCCUCAAGCAUGUAAAGACAAGCCGCUUCUUCCCCUCUGGGGUGCGCAAAGUGCUCGGUGACUUCUCCUCAGUCCUGGCCAUGCUACUGGGCUGUGGCCUUGAUUCCUUCCUGGGUCUGGCCACACCAAAGCUCACGGUGCCCAGUGAGUUCAAGCCCACACUCCCUGGGCGUGGCUGGCUGGUAUCACCUUUUGGAACCAACCCCUGGUGGCUGAGUGUGGCAGCAGCCUUACCCGCCCUGCUGCUGUCUAUCCUCAUCUUCAUGGACCAGCAAAUCACAGCAGUCAUCCUUAACCGUGCUGAAUAUAAGCUGCGGAAGGGUGCUGGCUUCCACCUGGAUCUCUUCUGUGUGGCUGUACUGAUGGUGCUCAUGUCAGCGCUGGGACUCCCCUGGUAUGUCUCCGCCACGGUCAUCUCCCUGGCCCACAUGGACAGUCUUCGGAGAGAAAGCAGAGCCUGUGCCCUGGGGGAGCCCCGCAGCUUCCUGGGGAUCAGGGAGCAGAGGCUGACAGGCCUGGUGGUAUUCAUCCUCACGGGAACUUCCAUCUUCCUGGCACCUGUACUCAAGUUCAUCCCAAUGCCUGUGCUCUAUGGCAUUUUCUUGUACAUGGGGGUGGCAGCAAUUAGCAGCAUUCAGUUCACAAAGAGGAUACAGCUAUUAUUUAUGCCAGCAAAACAACAGCCAGACCUCCUGCUCUUGCGGCAUGUACCUCUGAGCAGAGUCCACCUCUUCACAGCCAUCCAGCUUGCCUGCCUGGGUCUGCUUUGGAUAAUCAAGUCUACCCCUGCAGCCAUCAUCUUCCCCCUCAUGUUGCUGGGCCUGGUGGGGGUCCGAAAGGCACUGGAGAGGGUCUUCUCACCGCAGGAACUCCUUUGGCUGGAUGAGCUGAUGCCAGAGAAGGAAAGGAGCAUCCCUGAGAAAGGGCUGGAGCCAGAAUAUUCACUCAGUGGUGACAGUGAAGAUUCAGAGCUGAUGUAUCAGCUGAGGGCUCCAGAAAUUAAUAUCUCUGUGAAUUAGCUGGAGUAGGAGUUUGGCAAUAGACUCCAGGAACCUGAGCAUGAGUUCACAGGUGUUACUUGGAAGUCUGGAUAUUGUUGGCUUUUGGCUUAACUGCCAGAUAUUCAGUUGACUGGAACCAGUGGGGCAGGACUGGAGGGCAGCUGGCCAAGAUUUACAUUAUCCUCCUGAGCAGGGGAUAGAUAGUGGCAGGGAUGGGGCACCUGGGUGGCUCAGUAAGUUAAGCAGCUGCCUUCAGCUCAGGUCAUGAUCCCAGGGUC
Molecule: messenger RNA, 3173 nt
Organism: Neogale vison (American mink)
Lineage: Eukaryota; Metazoa; Chordata; Mammalia; Carnivora; Mustelidae
Gene: SLC4A9
Product: solute carrier family 4 member 9
Exons: 22
Coding region: 49-2913 (954 amino acids)
Biological process (GO): regulation of intracellular pH; bicarbonate transport; monoatomic anion transport
Cellular component (GO): plasma membrane; basolateral plasma membrane
Molecular function (GO): solute:inorganic anion antiporter activity; monoatomic anion transmembrane transporter activity; sodium:bicarbonate symporter activity
Source: RefSeq, a predicted model, not a curated record